This is a messenger RNA of Lentinula edodes (shiitake mushroom), 796 nucleotides long. RefSeq lists its product as uncharacterized. The coding region runs from base 144 to 704 and encodes 186 amino acids. The transcript is spliced from 6 exons. The record is from RefSeq and is a predicted model, not a curated record. NCBI's taxonomy places the organism in Eukaryota, Fungi, Basidiomycota, Agaricomycetes, Agaricales, Omphalotaceae.
UUUCCCCUGCACCUACUGCGACCACUACAACGAGCUGGGACUUCAUUUUCAGUGGGCCUGUACUUACUCUCGGCGCUACUGGCUCUACUACUACUGUGAAUGGCGCUACUUAUACGGUUGCACCAUCGUCUAUCUCAGUGAGCAUGUCCACGAGCUGGGGUGCCUUAACAAUGAUGUCGGCCUCCGGAGGACCAGAGCUUACGCUCGCCGCAUCUGGACAGACAACUACCGUGGGCAGUUCCACUUACACCGUUGUUCCUACAUCUGUGGCAUCAUCCUCGGUAUCCGUUUCUACGAGCACGAGCUGGGGACCUUCCGGUGCCGUCACAAUGAUCUCAGCUUCAGGAGGACCAGAUCUGACUCUCGCCUCCACCGGAGCUACUACCACUAUAGGAACUUCCGUUUACACAGUCAUUUCACCUUCGGCGCCUUCUGUCAGUACUUCGACAAGCUGGGGACCAUCUGGAGCUGUUACCUAUAUCUCGGCCUCAGGAUCGACACCGCUGGCGCUUGCAACCAGCGGCUUCACAACAGUGAUCGGCAGUUCGAGUUACACAGUAGCAACAACGACCGCAACGAGUUCCCAUUCACCUUCGAAUGCUGCUGGCUCUCUGCGGCCUUUCGGUUUCUCAUCAGUGUUAGUCACGGGGAUAAUCGCUAUGGUCAUGAGCACUCUUCUCGGAGGAUUUGUUUGCCUUGCAUGAUCUUUCCGCGCGAAUAUGUAGAUACCACUUGUGGGAUAAUAAGCAUGCUACCUUAUCAGAUAUGUUCCUGUGUGAACAGGAAUUGAGAAUCU